AUGUCCAAAUCACCAAUCACAUGCCACGUUCUCGAUUCGACCCUCGGAAAACCUGCCGCAAACGUCCGAGUCCAACUGGAAGCCCUCUCUCCUCAAAACUCACAAUUCCGUGUUCUAGCAACGGGUGCAACCAACAGCGACGGAAGAUGUGCUGAUCUCAUCGCAGAUCAAGACACAAAAAAGGUGCUGGUAGCAAAGGGAGUGUACAGGAUGACUUUCUUCACCGGAGAGUAUUUUGAUAAGGCCGGGAGAGCGACUUUCUAUCCUCAGGUUGAGAUUCUUUUCCAGCUCUCAGACAGCCCAGAUCCGCACUAUCACAUUCCGUUGUUGCUUUCACCUUUCUCUUACACCACUUAUCGCGGCUCUUAG
Messenger RNA from Ustilago hordei, 369 nucleotides. RefSeq lists its product as uncharacterized. The coding region runs from base 1 to 369 and encodes 122 amino acids. The transcript is spliced from 2 exons. Gene Ontology annotation, molecular function: hydroxyisourate hydrolase activity. Lineage: Eukaryota; Fungi; Basidiomycota; Ustilaginomycetes; Ustilaginales; Ustilaginaceae. Gene Ontology annotation, biological process: purine nucleobase metabolic process. The record is from RefSeq and is a predicted model, not a curated record.